Pistacia vera is the source of this 1136-nucleotide messenger RNA. RefSeq names its product serine carboxypeptidase-like 51. The coding region runs from base 431 to 895 and encodes 154 amino acids. Lineage: Eukaryota; Viridiplantae; Streptophyta; Magnoliopsida; Sapindales; Anacardiaceae. The transcript is spliced from 6 exons. Gene Ontology annotation, biological process: proteolysis. The record is from RefSeq and is a predicted model, not a curated record. Gene Ontology annotation, molecular function: serine-type carboxypeptidase activity.
CUCCUCUCCGUAUUCGCGUAAAUUAAAACUCUUCCGGUCUCCAAAAUUUCAUUUCUUCUUUGUUCGCAAAGCAUUAGAGGAGCCUUUGCCCCAUUUCAAGAAGAACCAGACAUACUGAAUCAGAGAGCCAUAAGUUUUCUCAAUUUCUCUUUGCUUUUUUUUCUCAGCUUCACCAUCUGUGUCUUCGUACUCCUCAGUUUCGUCAUCCUCUGACACGUCAUCUUCAUCCUACCGUCGUCGUCGCUGCCGAAAUCUCUGCCGCGAAAAAGAUAGAGACAGGGAGUCGGCAUACAAAAAGCUUGGAAAUGGGAAUGGAGAAAAAACAGUAAUGAUAUGGAGGAGGGAAGGCUAGAGAUCGGCAUGGAGCUUUGAGAAGAACCCAGGAUGGAUCAGAAGAGUGGGGAUAUGUUGAAGCAGACCAAAAGCACACAUGUUUUGGUGGCUAUGCAGAAGUCCAUAUAGGGUUGAAAAUCCCUCUAAGCCAUGGCUAAUCAUUCUCUGGUUGCAAGGUGGACCUGGUGCUUCAGGCGUUGGGAUUGGGAAUUUUGAGGAGGUUGGACCAUUGGACAAUUAUUUGAAGAGCAGGAAUUCGACAUGGUUGAGAAAAGCUGAUCUCCUGUCUGUGGAUAAUCCCAUGGGAACGGAAUACAGUUAUGUGGAGGAUUCAGAUUCAAAAUUGUUUGUGAAAACUAAUGUUGAGGCCGCAACUGAUUUAACUGCAUUGUUGGAGGAGCUUUUUAAUGAAAAUGAGAAACUUCAAAAGUCCUCUGUACAUUGUGGCAGAGUCUUAUGGAGGAAAAUUUGCAGUCACUCUCGGAUUGUUUGCACUAAAAGCUAUAGAAGAUGGAAAAUUAAACCUCAAACUUGGGAGGUUAACUGUUUUCUAAAAUCAUAAAAAGGCUUUAAUUUGCUUCGCUCCUUCUCCGAUGAUCCGCUACAAGUAAAUAUAAAUUCUUAAGAAAAGUAUAAGUUACUGAUGUUUGUUUGUGCUUGAUGGUUUUCAUAGUUAAUGCUAGAAUUCUUGAAGUAGAAUUUUUUUUCGUGCCACGCUACAUUGUCAACUGUGUUUAUUAAGAAUUGCGAGAAGGUAAUAUCAUCCAGUUCUUAGUAGAUUCAUGUCUUUGGCUUAAUUCUUU